GUGUGUACAUUAGCUCAAAAAAAAAACACCCGCGAAUUUCUUGCUUUUUCAUUUUUAAUUUUUAAUAUAUAUUUAUUUUUUGAGGCGCUUUAUAUAAAUCUCGUACUCGAAGCUCGUCGAUACGGUUCUCAGGUCAGCUUUCUGAUUUUUUUGAAUACAAAUACAUACACUUUUUCAAAGCCAUUUCUACUGUGCGCUUCACACAGUAGCCUCUGAAAAAGUCUUUGCAUUUAUAGGGUUUUAACGUUCAAUUCAACAUGGUUGCUACAGAACUAGGGUUUUCUGAUGUGGGUUUUUGAUGGUUUUACUGUAUAUUGAAGUUACAAGUUUAAUUUUCAAUUAUUGUAUACUGUUUUAGUUUUUUUCUUGGUUGUGUUUUUUUUUUUUUUUUUGGUUAUGGAAUUUGUCAUUACUGCAUUAAUGAGUUCAGUUGUGUUUUGCUAGUUGGAUUUUGCAGUCUGCAUCAAUUUGAUAAAAAGUUAUGUAUUGCAUUUUAGAUUUUCUUUUGGGACUAUAUGUAUUGGCAAAUGUUUAAUAAUUGCUUUUUAAUUGAUAUACAUGACGAUUUUGAUACUUAAGAGUAAUGGGUUGUGUGUGUUUUGAGUAAAACUUCUCAUUUCCAAAGGAAAGAUGUGAUUUUGGUGAGUUUUUAUUUGCAUUUGCAUGUCUAGGUGUGAAUGCACUUCCAUAUGCAUGCAGUAGCUGUAGUGCUAUUUGCAUUUCCUCACUGUUGUUUCUCAUGGGAUGCAAUCUAUGACUCGGUGCCCUGUAAAUGGAUUUAGUUUUUUGAGCUUGACUGGCUCUACGCGUGGCAGAGUUGUGUUGUCUUAUGGGGGAUUGUUUAAUCAUUUGUGGAUUGAUUUGGUGAUUGUUAACUUAUGAUAUUGAUUUCUAUCCCAGGAAGCACCAAUAUGGAUACAGAAUACAUAUACAAUUCAAUACCAACACAGCGAUUUGUCAAUUCUUGAAAAUUUAGUAUACAAUAUGGCAUGGAUGCUUCAAUUAAUUGAUAUAAAAGUAAACAUUCCUAGGUAAAUAUUAUGCUAAUUUUCAGUUUAAAGAUAGACAAGAAAUGUUAAUAGGUGCAAAAUAUGUUUGAAUGAUGAAACCAAUUAAGAAGCUAUUAGUUUCAUAGAGGGGAAAUGGGUGAAAGAGGGAGUGAAAAAUUAUAAAAAAUUAAGUAUCUUGUGAGAGUAUCCAUAUUGGAUGUGUGUCCAAUACAUGUAUAAAUGCUAGUUGAAAUAAUUCAUGCUUCCUAGGCUCUGUCUAAUAUGCCACUUGCUGCAAGAAUACCUGUGUGGAAUGCAUGCAAUUUCACCAAUUUUAAGUGUUGAAGAUUGAGGUUCAAUAACCAUCAUGGACCCUGCUUCCAAAUAGAAAAAAUCUGAUGUCUUCUAUGCAACUCAAGUUCCGCAAUGCUCGCUAUGCAUCAUUUCAUAAUUGGAAGGAGCGGGAGUUGCUUCUCAUACAGAUUCCUUUUUACAUUUGAAAUUUCCAUAAGUAUUACUUGUACUAGGUCCCAUUGUCUGCCCUCAACUUUUAGCCCUUGGAGUGACUUCAACAUAAUCAAGCUUUUUGCCGUCCUAAAUUGCAAAAUAAUUUUCAAGAAUGACGCUUGCUAUGGAAGAACCAUCAUGUAGUUCUGCAGUAGAAGCCAUUGACUUAAUUUCAGCAGUGAAGGGGUUGCAUGGGCUUAGCUCCCUGGAACUUCAUAAGUUAUUGAGGGACUCCGAAAACUUCACUAUUCACUACCUUAAUAAAAAGGGGUCAUCAAUUAAGAUUGAUAUGGAGAAGCUUGCAGCAUUUCUUCCCUUACACCUUAUGGCAGUGCUUAUGUCAUCUGACAAAGAUGAAACCCUGUUCAGAUACUUGUUAUCCGGCAUUCGUCUCUUACAUUCAUUGUGUGAUUUAGCACCUCGACACGCUAAACUUGAGCAGAUUUUGCUAGAUGAUGUCAAGGUGACAGAGCAGCUGCUUGACCUGGUGUUUUAUUUGCUAAUUGUUCUUGGUGGUUAUAAACAGGAAACCCGUAAUGACUCCAUGCCCCUUAUGCAUUCAGCAAUGGUGGCAUGCAGUCUAUAUCUAUUAACAGGAUGUAUAUGUUCACAAUGGCCAGAUCUUGCUCAUGUAUUGCUUGCACACCCUAAGGUUGACGUAUUUAUGGAUGCUGCUUUUGGAGCAGUUCUUGUAGCCAUUAGGUUUCUCAACAUCAAGCUGUCAACUCAAUAUCCUGUUUCAUGUAUGAAAUCAAAUCUGACUGCUGAACAAAUAGUUAACUAUCUCUGCCAGCAAUGUGAGGCUUCUUUACAGUUUCUUCAAUCAUUGUGCCAACAAAAAAUGUUUCUGGAGCGCCUACUCAGGAAUAAGGAACUAUGUGAAAAGGGUUGUGUUCUGUUUUUGGCGCGAGCCAUCUUGAAACUAAAUGUCACACCGCCUUUUGUAGAAUCCUCCAGAGUUGUGGCUGCUGUAUCUAGGCUGAAAGCUAAAGUCCUAUCAAUUCUGUUGAGUCUGUGUGAAUCAGAAAGCCUCUCUUACCUGGAUGACGUUGCUAGUUCACCAGGGAGCCUGGAUUUGGCAAAAUCUGUAGCUUUAGAGGUUUUUGGGUUAUUGAAGACUGAGCUUGGUAGGGAUCCCAAACAUCUUGCUUCCUGCUCUGACAGAUGUUACCCCAUGGGUUUUUUACAACUCAAUGCAAUGCGCCUAGCUGACAUCUUCUCAGAUGAUUCAAACUUUCAUUCUUACAUUACAAUAUACUUUACAAAAGUUCUGACUGCAAUAUUUUCACUUCCUCAUGGAGAUUUCGUAUCUAGUUGGUGUUCUUCUAACCUCCCAGUAAGGGAAGAUGAUUCUACUCUUGAGUAUGAUUCAUUUGCAGCAGCUGGAUGGGUUUUGGAUAAAUUUUCAUCAUUGGACCAACCAAAUGAAACAAAUUUGGAAUUUACUUUAAUUCCCAAUAGCAUACGUCAGGCUUCCUAUGCGCAUCAGAGAACAUCAUUAUUUGUCAAAAUAAUAGCAAAUCUUCAUUGUUUUAAUCCCAACAUCUGUGAAGAGCAGGAGCGGAACCUCUUCCUUCACAAGUUUGUAGAGUGCUUGAAAAUGGAUCUAUCAAAAUCAUUGCCUGGUUUCUCCUUUACUUCUGAUGCUCCAAAAGCUGCCAGUGUUUGCAGGAAUCUGCGUUCAUUGCUAAGUCAUGCAGAAUCUUUAAUUCCUAAUUUUUUGAACGAGGAAGAUGUACAGCUCCUAAGGGUGUUCUUUAACCAAUUACAAUCAUUAAUUACUUCUGCUGACUUUGAGGAAAAACAAGUGCAGGAGGCUCAGAGUCCAGAGGGAUGCUCAUCACCUUUUCUGAGGAAAGAACCUCCAAAUUCUAAUGGCCAACAUGGUAACUUAGAGAAGGAAAUGUUCAAGGAUUCUGCUUUUCAAGAAAUGGACCAGUUUUGCAUCAAAAGGGGACAUGUGGAACAUGGUGAUGAUAUGAUGACGCAAGAUAGGAGGGAGGGUAAAGGUAUAUCCAGUACAAGAGCAUCUGAAGGUUUGAGAGAAAUGGACAGAGAUGCUCAGAAUAUUGAAACAAGUGGUUCAGAUACGAGUUCCACUAGAGGAAAGAAUGCCAUUGAUCAAAUGGACAAACAAGUUGAAACCAUUCAGUGUGAAGAAAAGCAGCAAAGAAAACGGAAACGAACUUUAAUGAAUGAUAGGCAGAUGAAUAUGAUCGAGAGGGCUCUCUUAGAUGAACCUGAUAUGCAGAGAAAUGCAGCUUCCGUACAAUCAUGGGCUCAUAAAAUAAGUCUUCAUGGUUCAAAGGUUACAUCUGCACAGCUAAAGAACUGGCUGAACAACCGGAAAGUCAGGCUAGCUCGUGCCCGUGCGGCUAAGGCUGUUCGUGCAGCACUAGAGGUUGAAAAUGGUCUUCAAGACAAGCACAGUUCACUGAGACUAGCCAAUGACUCACCUGAGAGUCCUGGUGAAGAUUCUUAUGUCCCAAGAGAUGCUUUUGGAGAUCCUCAAAGCAUUCUGGGAGCUAGUGAUGGUGAAAACUCUAUGAUUGUCCAGUCAAACUUUAUUGUUGUUGGCCGCGCAGAUUUUGUCCAGUGCAAGCCAGGUCAGUGUGUAAUGUUUGUAAAUGUGAAAGGAGAGGAGAUUGGUAAGGGAAAGGUGUAUCAGAUGCAUGGUGAAUGGUAUGGAUGGAAGUUGAAGGAACGAAAGACAUGCGUGCUGGAUGUUUAUGAGCUUAAGGUUGAGAAAGGGACUAUUCUUCCUCACCCUUCUAAAUCUACAGGCAUGUCAUUUGAAGAGGCUGAAACAAAGAUAGGGCUAGUUAGAGUGUUGUGGGAUUUAAGCAGAAUAUUCACUAUCCGACCUCAGUGAAUGUAUAUCCCAUUCUUAAAGUGGCUGGGGGGAUAGUUUCUUGUUACAUGCAAGCUGUCAAUUGUACAUCUUUUAGACACAAACCAAGAAUAAGUUUAGCAAAAAGAAAAGAAAUCAAUUAUAG
Molecule: messenger RNA, 4492 nt
Organism: Quercus lobata
Lineage: Eukaryota; Viridiplantae; Streptophyta; Magnoliopsida; Fagales; Fagaceae
Product: nodulin homeobox-like
Exons: 17
Coding region: 1609-4368 (919 amino acids)
Biological process (GO): flower development
Molecular function (GO): single-stranded DNA binding
Source: RefSeq, a predicted model, not a curated record